CUGGCGUGGACGACGUUUCAAGUUGACGUGGAUGCAUGUCUAGCGAACUGGUGUUUAGUUUUUUUUGUCCUUAUCACGGUUUGUUGCGACAUCAUUUCAAUCGAUGAAAGUUUUUUAUUUACUGUUAGUUACCUUUUCAAAAUGUCCUCUGUUGAAGAUGGUGAAUGUAGUCGCGGCUUGUAUCAACUCAACAAAUUCGAGAAACUGUCGGGGAGGCCUCCCAUCAGAGACUCAGGCUCUAAGAAGAGAGUAAGAUGGCUUCAGGCUCGGCGGAUCUUCUCCCCUUCGUGCCCCAACUUCCGCAUCCCUAAUAGGUUUCUGAGAGAAGGUCACUGUGCCCCCCCGGCCCGCAGCGGGCACCGGUGUGUGGCAGACAAUGCCAACCUGUAUGUGUUUGGAGGAUACAAUCCUGACUUUGAGGAGGCAGGUGGCUCGGAGAACGAGGACUACCCUCUUUUCAGGGAGCUGUGGAGGUUUCACUUCGCCACGGCUACCUGGCAACAGGUCCACACAGAGGGCUACAUGCCCACCGAGCUGGCUUCCAUGUCAGCUGUCUUACACGGCAACAAUCUAUUGGUGUUUGGGGGCACUGGGAUUCCUUUUGGAGAAAGCAACGGGAAUGACGUCCAUGUCUGCAAUGUUCACUACAAACGCUGGAAACUGCUCAACUGCCGAGGGAAGAAACCCAACAGAAUCUACGGGCAGGCCAUGGCCAUCAUUAAUGGCUAUCUGUAUGUGUUUGGAGGGACGACAGGCUACGUGUACAGCACAGACCUACACAGGCUGGACCUGACUACCAGGGAGUGGACCCACCUCAAGCCCAACAACCCCCCUACAGACCUGCCAGAGGAAAGGUACAGACAUGAGGUGGCCCAUGAUGGACAGAGAAUAUACAUCCUAGGAGGCGGGACUUCCUGGACAUCAUAUCCCCUAGACAAAAUACAUGCCUACAACCUAGAGACUAACUCCUGGGAGGAGAUUAUCACGAAACCUCAUGAAAAAAUAGGGUAUCCUGCAGCACGACGGUGUCACAGUUGUGUCCAGGUCAGGCAGGAGGUGUUUCUAUGUGGGGGUUACAACGGGGAGCUGAUCCUAGCUGACCUGUGGAAGAUCAACCUGCAGACCUUCCAGUGGACCAAGCUACCCACCAUCAUGCCUGAGCCUGCUUACUUCCACUGUGCUGCAGUCACACCGGUCAGUACAUCACACACACGCACACUUUUCUGGAUGUACGAUUUUCAAUCACGUCUCUCUCUCCUCCCUCUCCUCUCCCAGGCUGGCUGUAUGUAUGUGCAUGGUGGAGUGGUGAACAUGUCAGAGAACAGGAGGACUGGGUCUCUGUACAAGGUGUGGCUAGUGGUGCCCAGCCUGCUGGAGCUGACCUGGGAGAGGCUGCUAAAGGCCUUCCCUCACCUGGCUCAGCUCUCCUCCCUGCAGCUUCUCAGCCUGGGCCUCACACACACCCUCAUCCAGCGCCUCAAGUAGACCACCAUGCCCUCACGGCUGACGUGGGAACAGGUCAAAGCAAGGACAGCGGUGAAGGCCAACGGAUUGUGGAUGGAACUGAGUUGACUCCCUUUCCUGCCACCACUGGGCAGAGGGACUGAAUGGCCACAAUGAACAAUGGAACAAUGAACAGGUGUGUUGGCAUAUCUGGGAAUGGACUGAGGGAUGAGAAGCGAUGUAUAUUGUGGACAUAACGUCAGGUCAUCCUCAAACAUUGGAUGCCUUUUAAAAAAAUAAAGUUUUUAAUGUGUGCACUUUGACUGAGUUUGAAAUCCCAAGUGGAAUGUUUGAAAUUUGUGUUGGAGUCCCUGGGACCUGGUGUAUUUCAGGGUUUGUUUGCCUUCAUAUUCCAUUAGCCAUGGCUUAACUAGGCGAGCAACUAGGAGAGUGGAGUUUUAGUAGAACUUGGGAGUUCACUGAAUGCUACUUAUUUCACCCUUUUAUGUGUUUGCAUGCAGCUGACCACACUAAUCAUACCCGUUAUCGUGAGUAUUGUUUCAAAGGGCUCUACAGUCUAGGCAAAAGAUCUGCAACGUAGCCGAUGGACGUUAGUUUGCUUAGCUCUCUACGUAGUAUUACGUAUUUUCUUUUUUUUGUGCAGCUGAAUUUUUUAGAACAUGACGCAAACGUAGCUCCGUAGACUGAAAACCACUAUGGAGAGCCCUUAACUCUACUUACUAUUCCUCCCACCACACACAUGCUGUUCAAAAGGGAAUAGCGGAAACUUUAAACUCAGUGGUUUAUUUCCUUAAUGCCUAAAGGGACAUUUUAAUUUGUCUCUUUUGAUACUGUGAUGUAUAGGUUCCUGAGGGAGACAGACCAGGUACAUGAUGCUGAUAGACAUGGUGUCUUGUUUUCUGUAAGGAAGCCCACUGGUAAAGAAACAGCUGCUGCUAUGUCCACUGACCGGUCUAAUACGAAUUGGUCUCAUCUAGCAGGCUGGUGGGGCAAGACAUUGAUUUAGGACAGACAGGGCAAAUCUUGUUCGGUAUACUUCACCUCUUGAGCCAGUGUGACUAUGUGAACCCCCUGUGACAGCACUGUGAUUCUCUAGAGCCUGAGUCUUACAACUUCCGUUCUUAGACACACUGAUCACACACACAGCGGGGAGCGGUGUGAAACUGUACUGUAGCUCCAAAGUGAAAAGAGCUCGCCAUUUAUUUCAUUUAGUGCCUUUUCAGAUCAUUUUUUUCCAGUGUGACAACUGUAUUGGUUUGUGUAGAGUUCUCUCCUUUUACCACGCAUGUGUCCCUGAAGCAUGGCUUUUAACUUUACUCCUAGUCACUGACAACAUGGAAAUGUCCAAAUAGCCCUCCACCAGUCUCUGUUCCCCCAUGCUUUACUAAUCUGAGCCAUUGACCCGCUCAUCUUUUAAUGUUGUCCUCCUUCCACCUAUUCUGUUUACUGACCUUUGGUCAAACCAUUCUGUCCGUUACAGUUCUUUUUAUUUGGGUUUCUGAAUGUCGAUCACGCAUAGUGAACCCUUAACUUGUGAAUUUGGUUGGACAGACUAUGUAUAGACUCAUUUGGUAUGGUGCAGCCCAAUAUGGUGACCGGAGUGUGGGUGUGUCGAAAGGAGUGGGUGUAUGGAAAGUGAAUCAGCUAAUUGGGCAGAUUUGUUGCCACUCGACUGUUUUGCCUGUCAGUUUAAGCCAGUGUGAAUGACUAGUGCACCCGGUCUUGUAUUGCGCCAGCACUACACGGCUGACUCAAAUAACCAAAUCGUCAUUUGUUGAUUUAUUUGAAUCAGCUGUGUAGCGCUGGGGCAAAAACCACAAUGUGCACCUCUUGGGGUCCCCAGGAAACUCUGGUGUAACCUAAUAGCAGAGCGCUACUAUCCUUUCCACUCACCCACUCCGGGCGUCAUAUUGGGCUGCAGCUACCCCCUUCUGCAUUUAUCCUAUUUCUGCUUUUAAAGAUGUGCACCAGUGUCUUCAGGUCAUUUUAACAUUAAACCAAACUGGAGAUGUAUCUGGUGGAAAAACCAAUGAAAUCACGACUCUGCCUUUUCAACAAUGUUGGGUUUAAUCUCUAAUAUCCCACACAUUUUCCCUGUCAGUUAGAAUGAUAGCAUGUAACUCACAUGUCACCUCUGGUCCUCCUUUUUAUACUAUAGUUUCUGCACAGAACACAGGUGCUCAGUCUGAAAUCAAUGCCAAUCCUCUUGCCCCCUGGCUACUACUUGUCGAUCUGGAAGACUAGCGUUGGCUUUUGACAUGUUUCUUACACCCACUCACAUCUUUUAGGAUCAUGAGAAGUAUCAAGGGAUGGUGCCUAAGGGUUGAUUUUUGGACUGGGAAAUUUGCCUUUGCUAUAACUCUAAUUUUUGGGAAAGUGUGGGCUUCUGUAUGAGACACUGCACCCAGUGGUCUAUUGUUUUGUUGGUAAUCUAUGGAAUAGAUUUUGGAACUCCAUGUCAACCUGUGAAUGUAGUCACUUUACACACGCUGUACUGACUGUGGAUGGACAAACAACCCGACUCUGCACAAUUAAAGGCAAUCAUGAUUAUGCUGUCAUGACUCCAUUUAGGUUUUUUAAUUUAAUUGUUUGAAUCAAUAAAUGUACUGUAAGCACUUUUUAAAAACGUUGUUUGACUGGUGUAUUAUUUGGCCUGAAAAUCCAGGUACUAUGUAUUUAAUUUAACUGACUCCCUUUCAAACACAACUUGUUUUGACUUUGUAUUAUACUGAACAAAAAUCUAAAUGCAACAUGUAAAGUGUUGGUCCCAUGUUUCAUGAGCUGAAAUAAAAGAUCCCAGAAAUGUC
Oncorhynchus nerka (sockeye salmon) is the source of this 4271-nucleotide messenger RNA. Its product is annotated as kelch domain-containing protein 10. The record is from RefSeq and is a predicted model, not a curated record. Bases 142 to 1485 code for a protein of 447 amino acids. The transcript is spliced from 9 exons. Gene Ontology annotation, biological process: positive regulation of stress-activated MAPK cascade. Gene Ontology annotation, molecular function: protein binding. NCBI's taxonomy places the organism in Eukaryota, Metazoa, Chordata, Actinopteri, Salmoniformes, Salmonidae.